Messenger RNA from Bursaphelenchus okinawaensis, 603 nucleotides. The record is from the annotation of a GenBank genome assembly. NCBI's taxonomy places the organism in Eukaryota, Metazoa, Nematoda, Chromadorea, Rhabditida, Aphelenchoididae.
AUGUCAGCUGAAUUUAAAACUAAAGUGUCUCCUGAAGAUCAGGCACAGAUAAACGAGUUCGCUAGAGAACACAAGCAUCUGGUUGAUCUGAAGGUAAGCUAAGCUACAUUAAUAUGGUUUUAAAGAUUGUUUGUUUUUAAAUUUGUUACAAAUCAAAUUUUGUUAGAAAAACACAAGUUUUUAGAGAGGGGAACUUUAGGUUAUAAAAAUACGAAGAAGAAUGUUUUAUUUUAAAACUAAACUUCUUUUACUUUCUAAACAAGUUUAACUUGUAAAACUAACAAACUGUUAACAAGUGACACAUUUCAGUCCGAAUACAAGAACCUCGAGAAAGAGAAGGCUAAUUACGACGACGCAAAUGACGAGUUGAUCAUUUUGGACGAGACUGACGGCCCAUUCGCCUACAAGUUCGGCGAAUCUUUUAUAUACCUGGAUCACGACGAGGUGACGAACAAACUGGAGACAGCCAGCGCGGCAUGCGAGAAGAGAAUGGAAGUGUUUCAAAAGCAGAUAGAACAGGCUUCGAAACGACGAGACCAGCUGAAGGAGCAGUUGAGGAAGAAGUUUGGAGAUAACAUUGGUCUGGAUGACGAUGAAGAAUAG